Molecule: messenger RNA, 771 nt
Organism: Megalops cyprinoides (Indo-Pacific tarpon)
Lineage: Eukaryota; Metazoa; Chordata; Actinopteri; Elopiformes; Megalopidae
Product: GTPase IMAP family member 7-like
Exons: 4
Coding region: 1-771 (256 amino acids)
Molecular function (GO): GTP binding
Source: RefSeq, a predicted model, not a curated record
AUGGCGUGGGCUAAACCCCCCCUCCUCCCGGAGCUGAGGCUGGUGCUGCUGGGAUGGACAGACAGUGGGAAGACCUGCGCAGGAAACACCAUCCUGGGCAGAAAGGCGUUUCUCACACAGAAAUCAACGGAGGAGUGUGAGAGGCAGCAGGGUCAUGUCAGAGGGAGGGAGGUGACUGUGGUGGACACACCAGGCUGGAAAAGGAUCGCUUCCCAGAAGUUUUUCAGGAAGGACAUUGUGCAUGGCGUGGAGCUGUGCCCCCCAGGGCCCCAUGCCCUCCUGCUGGUGCUCCGCCUGGACAAGGAGGUGGAGGAGAAGUCUCUGGAGGAGCUGCUGGCCCGCCUCAGUGACAGAGUGUGGAGACACACCAUAGUGCUCUUCACCCAUGCUGACACAGGGGGAGCCAUCGAGCGCCGCAUCACCAGCAAGGAAGGGGCCCACCAACGGCUUCUGAAAAAAUGCGGGAACAGGACCCACAUUUUUAACAAUAUGAACUGGGGCGAUGGCUCUCAGGUAACAGAGCUGCUGGAGAAGAUCGAGGAGAUGGUGGAGACAAACCAAGAAACAUUCUUACCCAUGGGAGAAGAGAUGCCUGAGAAAGAGGGGGUGAAGAAGGAGGAAGAGGAGGAAUCAGAGGAGGAAGAGGCCUCACCCACACUCAGGAAGAGGAACAGUAAAGAACUCCCUCCAAAAACGUCCGGCAGUGAAGGAGCAACUCCCGAGAGGGAGGAGGAGAGCAGCAGUCAGAGAGAAGAGGCAUCCAUGAGCUGA